Molecule: messenger RNA, 2384 nt
Organism: Branchiostoma belcheri (Belcher's lancelet)
Lineage: Eukaryota; Metazoa; Chordata; Leptocardii; Amphioxiformes; Branchiostomatidae
Product: carcinoembryonic antigen-related cell adhesion molecule 2-like
Exons: 10
Coding region: 160-1767 (535 amino acids)
Biological process (GO): cell-cell adhesion
Cellular component (GO): cell-cell junction
Molecular function (GO): cell adhesion molecule binding
Source: RefSeq, a predicted model, not a curated record
GUGUUUAUUUUAUCUAUUACAGAAGCGCUAGGCACUGGUGUAGGACUGAAGGUGCCGAAAACCGUGAAUGGUAUCAAGGACGAGCGGGUGACCUUACCGGCGACCUACGAUAGUACUGAGACAGUCAUAUCCAUCACCUGGUCCAAGGUGGUGGGAGGAAUGGGCGGAGAGAGAAAGAUGGUCUACAUCUACUCUCCCAACCUGGAAUACUCCCAUGGCCCUUUGUUUCGUCGCGCACAGCUUGUCGGGAAGGCUUCCCUGGAAAUCAACGAGACCAAACUGGAAGAUGAGGGUCUUUACGUCAUCACCGUUGUACUAAACAUAGUCGGACAGGAGGAAAAAUAUGUCCGGCUUAAUGUAAUGGUACGCCCGACAGUUUUAGUUGGGCCUGAAGACCCGUACAUUGUUCGCUGGGACACGUCCGUCAGUUUGACCUGCACAGUUGUCAAUGCCAAACCUAACAUCACUUCCUUACGCUGGGAGAAAAACGGCGUUUCCCUGACAACACCCGGUAAGAAGUACGGCGGAGGGACCGCCAUGUUACCUACACUCAACAUCCAUGACGUCAGCAAAAUGGAUGCCGGGACAUACACUUGCGUGGUAGAUCACGUGACCGACACCGUGAAAGCUGGAUUGAUGCUACAAAUUCUUUAUCCAGCGACCAUCCUGAAUAUAUCCAAAUCUGCCACGGUGGACUUAAGUGGUUCUAUCAAGGUCAAGUGUUUCGCGGAAGGCAAUCCUGAACCGGAAGUGACGUGGUCUAGGGCUGGUACGACAUCCCUUCCCGGCAUUCAACUGAGAGAGAACGGUGCCAAUGUCUUAUCUCUGUCCAACCUACAGAAGAACGAUAGUGGAGAAUAUACAUGCACAGUCACUAACGGUCUGGGCGUAGCGCAGUCAAAGUCAACUAGGAUUACAGUUAAAGAUUCCGGAGAAGACAGGUUGAGCCGGAUAGCCGUCAUUGCUGGCGCAAGCGUAGGGACGAUCUGGUUUGUCACGUGUGUGGUCAUCGCCAUCAUUUUCAUCAGGAAAAGAACAAGACAAGAGCGUGAAAAGUACGCCUUUUAUUACGGCAUGGGUUCCCGGAUGUUACGUGACGAUGAAGAACAGGAAUCAGCAAGAAGUCCACGAAGAGGGGACAUGGAAAAAGGUGCAUGUCAAGAGGUGGACUAUUCUACAAUAGACCGGCUCAAGAGGAAAGCAGGAGAACGUGGUAAUAAGAAAUUUGCCAGAGUUCUCUACAAUUACGCGCCCCAAGACAGUGAUGAGCUAAAACUGGAGGCCAAUGACGUCAUAGAGGUCAUCAAAGGUGAAAAUGGUGGUUGGUGGUUUGGAUAUCUCAAAGGGAAGGUCGGACUUUUCCCUUCCAACUACGUGGAGCUUGUGUCAACCCCUCCAGUACACAGACCGCAUCAUGUUGCAAGAAGGAGUGACAGAGAAGAACUAGAACGUAAUGUGCAGCAGACGUUAGCACAGUUUGACGAAGUAUGUUCGGCCAAAAAAAUCCCAGAACCCCGACGACGUGAGAGAGCCUCAGCCUCGCCUGGUCCUGUCAUGUACCAGUCACGUGAUACUCGGGAUGACGUCACUCUGGAGAUGAAGUCAAGAGGUUUCCAUGGGAACGAGGUUAAACUGUGCCAAGUGCAUCACGGGAAGGAAGAUGACGCUGAUGAUGACGUUGAGGAAUACAAAACUGUGUCUGUGUCUGAACGAAUCCGCCAGAUGGAGCGAAAAGGGUUGAAUUACGGGAAACAAUCUCAACUUUGACUGUCUCCGACCUGUUCGUUUAGCCCCGGUAUGCCAAUAACAUCGACUGCUUCUGUUGAAUCGUGUAUCCAAGAUGUUUUAGUAUGACGUCCUUAGAAACGAACUGGACCUUCGACAAAUAUGGUAGUUUCAUGAAUGUCUACUUGACCGUUUUCACCUGACGUUAUAGCCGGCUGGAUGUGACAUUUCUAGACAUGUGUAAAUGGUCGAAUGUUAACACUGAAAAUCACGUAUUGUGCAGCUAAUACCCUUUGCCAAAUAGGAAAAUAAUCCAUACAAACUGCGGGUGGUGGCAACACACAUCUGGAUGAUGCAAAUGGACAAAAACUAUAUUUGUCACGUUGUAAAACUGGACGUAAGUAGCAAUUCGUAACGUUAGCUACAUGUAUUUUGAUAUUUUGAUAUUUUGACUGUGAGAGAUUGCUGGCAAAAGAUAAGAUAAUGAUUGAAUGAUUCCGAUAUCAAAAAAGAAACUCUAGAUACAUAUAAUCAUAUCAGGUUUAGAAUAAAUAUUUGAUAGCUAAUAUAGGAAACCACAACUCCUUUUUGAACCCAUUGACUGUAGUCUCCAAUUCUAUAGUGUCGUCAAGUCAUGAAGUUAUAAUUCAAUCUGUUGC